AGUCGAUAAUUCAGAAGACCCAGUGUAUGAGAGCUUAGAAGAGUUCCAUGUUUUUGUCUUAGCCCAUAUUUUGAGAAGACCUAUUGUUGUAGUAGCAGACACAAUGUUACGAGACUCAGGGGGGGAAGCAUUUGCACCUAUACCUUUUGGAGGAAUUUAUUUGCCACUUGAAGUUCUACCUAACAGAUGCCAUUGCUCACCUCUUGUGCUAGCCUAUGAUCAGGCCCAUUUCUCUGCUCUUGUUUCCAUGGAGCAAAAAGAUCAACAGAGAGAACAAGCGGUGAUCCCCCUGACUGACUCAGAACACAAGUUACUGCCUUUGCACUUUGCGGUGGAUCCUGGGAAAGACUGGGAGUGGGGAAAAGAUGACAAUGAUAACACCAGACUGGCCAAUUUGAUUCUGUCUCUUGAGGCAAAGCUUAAUCUUCUACACAGCUACAUGAAUGUAACAUGGAUACGCAUACCAUCUGAGACACGGCAGGCCCCUUUGGCUCAACCAGAAUCCCCUACAGCUUCAGCCGGGGAAGAUGUUCAGUCUCUGGCUGACUCAAUGGACUCGGACCGAGAUUCCAUCUGUAGUAACUCCAAUGGCAAUAAUGGCAAAAACAGUAAAGAAAAAGAAAAGGACAAACAGAGGAAGGAGAAAGACAAAACCAGGACGGAUUCAGUUGCCAAUAAAAUAGGAAGCCUCAGUAAAACCCUGGGAAUUAAACUGAAAAAGAAUAUGGGUGGUCUUGGAGGCCUGGUGCAUGGCAAAAUGAGCAGAGCCAAUUCAGGGAAUGGAAAAAAUGGUGAUGCAGUAGAGAAAGUCAAAGAGAAGAAGUCCAAGUCUCGAAAAGGGAGCAAAGAGGAAUCUGGACAGUCUGCGAGCACUUCCCCAUCUGAAAAGACCACUCCAUCUCCAACUGACAGAGCUAGCAACUCACCCAUUGAAAAGAUGAACACUAAACCCUUCUCUGACAAGCCGUCUGACCCAUGGAAGUACAGCACUGACGUGAAACUCAGCCUAAAUAUUUUGAGAGCUGCCAUGCAGGGUGAACGAAAGUUUAUUUUUGCUGGCCUUCUUUUGACCAGUCACAGGCAUCAGUUCCACGAGGAGAUGAUAGGCUAUUACCUGACCAGUGCACAGGAGCGUUUCAAUGCAGAACAGGAACAGAAAAGAAAGGAUGCUGAGAAAAAGGCUGCACUGAAUGGGUCAUCUAGUAGGAAACUGGAGCCAGAAGCAUAUUCAAAAGAAAAAUUAGAAGCAUCUCCUCAGGACAGGGCAUCACCCGUCUUGCCUCAAAGCCAUACAACUCAACUGGUUUUAAAAUUUAAGGAUCGCACUAGUCCCACUCCUGGGUCAUUUUCUUCACCUAGUAAUGGUGCUAAGAAAAGUGGACCCAUUCCGGUAUCUGCCCACUAUAGCCAUACUCCACCUGUUCAAAGGCAAAGUGUCAUCCAUUUGCAUGAUGUCAACUCCAAGCCAUCGAGCUUCCAAGACGAUACCUACAAGCCAGUGGUUGGCACCUUAAAAACCUGUGCCACCUAUCCCCAACAAAACAGAUCGUUGUCUUCUCAGAGCUAUAGCCCAGCCCGGAUAUCCGGUAUCCGUACAGUGAACACAGUGGAAUCGCUGAGCUAUGCCAUGCCUACUGAACACAAGUCUCAGACAUACACAAAUGGAUUCAAUACUGGCGAUAUUAGAGACUGCUUAGAAUAUGCUGAUGAGGAUGCUCCUCAGACCUGGUUGAACAAUGAAAAAAAUCAAGGCAGAAGCACAGUUUGCCCAAUAUAUUCCAUCCAGCAGAACCACUGUAAGAAGGAGAACUGUUCCUUUUAUGGUCGUCCUGAGACUGAAAAUUACUGUUCAUACUGCUACAAAGAAGAGUUAAAGCGCAGGGAGAGAGAAAGCAAGGGACACAGGCAUUGAGGAUUCUUCUGUGACUACUUAGUUUUACCAUUUUCUUACUUACAAAGUAAACAGUGUUGAAUUACAGUAAAAGGAAUCCUUAAAAAAAGAAUAAAGGAUUGAUGA
Phaethon lepturus (White-tailed tropicbird) is the source of this 2017-nucleotide messenger RNA. RefSeq names its product OTU deubiquitinase 7A (gene OTUD7A). Gene Ontology annotation, molecular function: cysteine-type deubiquitinase activity; DNA binding; zinc ion binding. The record is from RefSeq and is a predicted model, not a curated record. The transcript has 5 exons. Lineage: Eukaryota; Metazoa; Chordata; Aves; Phaethontiformes; Phaethontidae. The annotation marks the transcript as partial. Gene Ontology annotation, cellular component: nucleus; cytoplasm. Gene Ontology annotation, biological process: protein deubiquitination involved in ubiquitin-dependent protein catabolic process; protein K63-linked deubiquitination; protein K48-linked deubiquitination.